AUGAAUGAGAUCUGCGCCAUAUUAAAAGAAUACAAUGAAAGUGACACUGAAGGAAUAAUAGAUUUAUUCAAAGAAUACAGUGUUAACCCAAAAGAUAAAAUGGAAGUUCACGCUAAACUCAAAGAACUGGACUAUUCUAAACUGAUGACAUUUGACGCUAAUGGGUUGUACGCUUCCGCCAUGACAGAAGGUGAAUAUCCUAAAGCGGAAAGUGCAAGAGCGUUUCUACCAGAAGAAGAAAAAGAAUUUGUAAAACUCUUCAAUAAACAAAAAUUCAGACCUAGAACUGCUAUUUUAAAAGUCUGGUUUGAAUAUCCCAAAAACAUGUUCUUUCACCCCAUACCAGCUAAAGAUAAAAUAACUUUUACGAAUAGAAUAGGUAAGAAGGAAACUGGGAGUAAAAUCAGGUUCAGAAAUGGUUUCUGUCACGACGUUUUAACAUCAGUUGAUAUUCAAGAAAUAGUGAAAUCCGGUGGUAAAAUUAUUAGAAUAUCAGAAAUGGUAUAG
Molecule: messenger RNA, 507 nt
Organism: Lottia gigantea (owl limpet)
Lineage: Eukaryota; Metazoa; Mollusca; Gastropoda; Lottiidae
Exons: 1
Coding region: 1-507 (168 amino acids)
Source: RefSeq, a predicted model, not a curated record